This is a messenger RNA of Arabidopsis thaliana (thale cress), 1461 nucleotides long. Its product is annotated as transmembrane protein, putative (DUF506). Bases 510 to 1121 code for a protein of 203 amino acids. The record is from RefSeq and is marked reviewed. NCBI's taxonomy places the organism in Eukaryota, Viridiplantae, Streptophyta, Magnoliopsida, Brassicales, Brassicaceae. The transcript is spliced from 2 exons.
CAACUGCAUAAUAACUUUUGCCCUCACAACCUUUUUCUCAAAAAAAAAAAAACCUAGAAGAAUAGGAAGAGACACAGGUGAAAGAACAUUUUGAGAUGGGAAGCUUGGGAGAAGAAGAUUUAGAGAAGCUUGUGCUCGAUUAUAUCGAGUCUCCGAUCACCGUCUCCCAGCAUAUUGAGAGUUCUACAACGGCUCUUAUCACUCUUAAGGAGAUUCUUAGGGCAAAAGGAGAAAAAGAGAAGGAGAUGGAAGAGAAGAUAUGGUCGUUUAUCAAUGGAGGAAGGUUAUCAUAUGAAGGAGACGAUGAGAAGAGAGAUGUGAUGAACAAGAUUGUCUCUAAACUCAGAUCUGAAGGCUAUGAUGCUUCUCUCUCCAAAACCUCAUGGGACUCUUCUUUUGAUCAUCGUGAAGGUAAACAACACACUUUCAAAGAAAGAUAAUAUAUAUGAAUAUCUAGAAAGAUCCAUAUAAAAACAACCUUUGACCUUUUCCUUGACUAUUAGAUAACAAUGGGAAAGUCUCUAUUUCUUUACUUUUUUGGGUUUUUUUAUGAUAAGUUAUUUAUUUGUGGGUUUUUGAUAAGUUAUUUAUUUGUGGGUUUUGUGAUGAUAAGAUAUUUAUUUGUGGGUUUUGUUUGUGAAAAUGUUGUUACAGGGUGUAGAGUGUUUAGGUGCUCGAGGAAGUAUGAGUACAUUGACGUCAUGGUGAAGGGUGAUAGCAACCGUGAUGGCGUAAGCAAGCUGAAACGUGUGAUAAUUGAUCUUGACUUCAAAACUCAGUUUGAGCUAGCGAGACAGACAGAAGCUUACAAAGAUAUGACUGAGAUGCUUCCAUUAGUGUUUGUGGCGACAGAAGGGAGACUGAGAAGAGUUGUUUCGUUGGUUUGUGGUGAGAUGAAAAAGUCCAUGAAGAAAGAAGGAAUGUCUAGGCCUCCAUGGAGGACUACGAGAUACAUGCAGUCCAAGUGGCUACCAGAGAAUCGUCGAAGAGUCUCCGGUUGUAAGAAAGGUUCUUGGUCUUGGUCUGUGUUUGAUGAUGGUAGUGAAGGAAGAGGUGAAGCUAGGACUUGGACAGUAAGUGGUAGUGGUCCGAAAACUAAGUGUUGUUUUCCUAUUUUCUGAGAGGGAUGCUGAGAGGGAUGCGCAGCGUUUUCUUUUUCUUUGCUUAUCAGUUUUUAAAACUUAAAACUUAAAAACAUCGGAGUUGUUUUUUUCGUAUGAUUAUUCCUUUUUGGGGGUGUUCUUGAAAUUUUUGAAUUGCUUAAAAAAAAUGUUGGGCUUGUUGUGUCAGGUUUUUUUCUGAUGCUAUCUAUAUUGCAUCUUCUACUUGUAUCAAUAGCCGAUGGAUUACUCUAUAAUAUGUAUUUUUGUCGUGAUGCAAAUUUCCAUUUAAGUGAGACGGUAAACUAAAGCUCUUUUGGUUUAAGAUUAUACUAUUUGAUUAUGGUGGAUAAUACAUUUG